Ceratosolen solmsi marchali is the source of this 1208-nucleotide messenger RNA. Its product is annotated as STE20-related kinase adapter protein alpha. NCBI's taxonomy places the organism in Eukaryota, Metazoa, Arthropoda, Insecta, Hymenoptera, Agaonidae. The record is from RefSeq and is a predicted model, not a curated record. Bases 82 to 1164 code for a protein of 360 amino acids. Gene Ontology annotation, cellular component: serine/threonine protein kinase complex. Gene Ontology annotation, biological process: protein phosphorylation; protein export from nucleus; activation of protein kinase activity. Gene Ontology annotation, molecular function: ATP binding; protein serine/threonine kinase activator activity; protein kinase activity. The transcript is spliced from 5 exons.
UACAAAUUGAAUAUGAGGGAUAAAUUUAAUAAAAUUAAAAUUAUUAAGAGCUGUUUAUGAUUUUUACUAAACAUCUUCAAGAUGUAUGAUAUCAAUCUAAAUAACUAUACCAGUGGAAUGACUUUAGGUGUUUCAAAUAAUGGAACGAGUACUGUGCAUUUAGCUUUGCAUAAAGCAACAAAGAGUUAUGUUGUUAUUAAAAAAUAUUUUAUCGAUGACAAAGAGCCCGAAGAUUAUAGUUUUAUUCAACAGGAGAUAAUAACAACGCGACAAUUACAACAUCCAAAUGUUCUUCCAUACCUUAAUGCUUUUGUAUCUGGUCAUGAUAUUUAUGUUAUUUCACCACUUAUGAGUUAUGGCUCUUGUAGUAAUUUACUUCAGGAACAUUUUCAUCAAGGUUUUCCAGAGCUUGCAAUUGCAUUUAUCACAAAGGAUGUAUUACGUGGACUCGAUUACAUACAUAAAAAAGGAUUCAUACACAGAGCACUGAGAGCCAGUCAUGUUCUUAUUUCUGCAGAGGGACGUGCUUGCAUAUGCGGUAUGCGAUAUUCUUGCGACGUUGUCAAAAGUGGUAAAUGGUUGCGUACUAUUUAUGCCUUUCCCAAAUCCAGUACAAACAAUCUUAAAUGGCUUAGUCCAGAAUUACUUCAACAAGAUCUUCGUGGUUACAAUGAAAAAUCAGACAUUUAUAGUCUAGGAAUGACAAUCUGUGAAUUGGCUAAUUGCACAGUACCUUUCUCCGACGUACCAGAUACCUUAAUGUUAACUGAAAAAGUUCGAGGUUCCACUCCCCAAAUAAUUGACAAAUCCACAUUUCCAGUUGAUGUAAUGGAUAUAGAAGAAUCUGGAGAAGAAAGUAAUUCAAAUUCUAAAAAAAAUAUUAAAGCAAUGGCAACUCGUAAAUUUUCAGAACCAUUUCAUGCUAUUACCGAGCUUUGUCUUCAAUGCGAUCCAAGUAAUCGACCAGGAGUUAAACAAUUAUUGGCACAUUCAUUUUUUAAGCAAUGUAAAAGAACUAAUAAUACGCUGCUUAGUAUUUUGAAACCUGUUAAACCAUUAAAUGAACGAUUUAUGGAUUCUGUGGAAGAUCAAGCUAUGGUAGUAACAACGGAAUUAGAAAAUCUUGAACUUGAAAGUUGCCAGUGGGAUUUUGAAAAUAUUUGAGCAUCCAUUGUAUCUCUUACGAAUACUAUUUUUUAAAUUAAGCU